This is a messenger RNA of Photinus pyralis (common eastern firefly), 3952 nucleotides long. Its product is annotated as MPN domain-containing protein CG4751-like. The coding region runs from base 244 to 2448 and encodes 734 amino acids. NCBI's taxonomy places the organism in Eukaryota, Metazoa, Arthropoda, Insecta, Coleoptera, Lampyridae. Gene Ontology annotation, molecular function: polyubiquitin modification-dependent protein binding; metallopeptidase activity. The transcript is spliced from 8 exons. Gene Ontology annotation, biological process: double-strand break repair. Gene Ontology annotation, cellular component: BRCA1-A complex; BRISC complex. The record is from RefSeq and is a predicted model, not a curated record.
UAUAAAAUUGAUUAUACAGUUGUGUGUAUAAUCAAUGCUUAUAACUCGUAGAAAAACGGUGUUCCCCUGCCCCCAAUUCGUCAGUCCGCCACUGUUAUGUUCCCGUAGCCGUGAACUUUACCACAGCCAAAUUUUUCCCCCACUACUUUAAAAACUAAAACAAAAACAGUUGUGUUUUGUUUACAUGCAAUUACUACUUCACUUGUUUAUAACAAUUGAUAGUAUUCUGAACAAUUCGCUCAGAUGCAGUCUCACCUGCAAGCAGCUUUAUUAGGCCAUGGAAUUAACACAAAUAUUUCCUUAACCACUACAGAAGAGGAAGAUAAAGAUGAACAAGAUGAGGAAGGGGAGGAUGUGGAGGAAUUUGUUGAUGAGGAACUUGAUUGCGAAGGGCAACGUACCGGAAAAAAUAAUGCAGGUAACACGUCAACUAGUCGCACAAUUACUUUACAAAUGCUUCUUUCUGCUGGUAUACUUCAACCUGGAAAUGGUUCUAUGACGAUAGAGUACUUGGGACAGAAAUUCGUCGGCGAUUUAUUGGAGGACGGAAAAAUCAGAAGCCAGGAGACCGAUAUCGUCUUCGCAUCACCUAGCGCUUGGGCGAUCGCUUGUAAACGAUUUAUAAACCCUGACAAAAAAUCGGGCUGUGGAUGGGCUUCGGUCAAGUACAAAGGCAAAAAACUGGACGCGUAUAAGAAUAUAUGGUACAAAAAAAGGAAGGAAGGAGAACAGAAGCACGACAAAGGAGACAUUACUAACGCGAUGCUCAUCGCUACGGAGAAAAGGUCGUACGUGGAAGAGUUCGAAAACGAGAUGUUUGAGCUGUCUAAAGUUAUGGCGGCGUCUAUUUCCCAAUCGCGGGUUGUUGUUAAACACAAUACUAUCGCCAAUAGAACGUUCACACAUGACGCCAAUACGUUAGUGGAAUGUGUCCCCUUUUCAAAUUUGGGAAAAAUACAGCCGUUUCUUAUAUCGUUAUCAACAAAUGCCGCUUUGUUACUGGAUUUUCAUUGCCAUUUAACAAAAUCGGAAGUGUGUGGAUAUUUGGCCGGUCAUUGGGAUGUAAAUAGCCACAACCUACAAAUUACUCACGCUUUUCCGUGCCGUAACGUAAAAUCGGAAAGAGAAAGCGCCCCUCAAGUAGAAGCAAAAAUUGCUAAAAUGAUCGAAAAGGAGCAUUUAACACUUGUUGGUUGGUAUCACUCGCAUCCCCAUUGCGCGGCAACACCCACAUUACGGGACAUUGACGCACAGCUCGAUUAUCAAAUUCGAAUGAAAGGGACCUCAGAUAAUAGUUACACUCCUUGUAUUGGCAUUAUAGUGUCUCCAUACAGUUAUGAAAACACUUCCUUGGAGUCAAACAUCAUAGCGUAUUGGGUGAUCCCACCACCCGAAGCAAAGCCAAACGAAUAUGGGCGUCCAAUGUUAAUGUCUUAUAGUGUCGUGCAGGACUCCAUACUAGCGACGAACGUUAUGGAUGAAAUGAAAAAGUGCGCACAGUACUAUCAGAAAGAGAAGGACUUCGUACAUUUUAUGGACAAAUUUAAUGCUACCACGACAUAUAUAGAAAAGUUAAAAACGACUCUGACAUCCAAAUUUCCAAGAGAUCAAAACGAAACCACACUCUGGUCGUUUAUUAGAGAUAUAUUGGGAUGCAGUUUCCUCGACAAGGAAAUACCCAUUUCGAUACCGUCGGUUAGCAAAACGUCUCAUAUGCUCGCAAGCUUAGGCACAACAGUAAAUUUAAAUCCAAGUCUGAUGAUGAACACCGACAUUGCUAGCAUGCUCUUCAACUCUGGGAAGUUUACAAACAGUUCAUUAUUAGGUAUCCCAGAUCCAAUGGCUCAAAGUACAUUAGCGGCGAAUAGUAUGUUUUUAUCUCCAAACUUAUUUAAAAUGCAAGAUCUGCUGCGUCCGUUAUCCACAAGCAGCCCAAUUUCUACUAAAUCGAAAAGCGACAUCAAAAGCUCACAGUUGAAAAUUCCGAGCAGUACCGAGAUCAAAACGUCGAAAUACGACGUCCCGACCGAUUUAAAUAUUUUAAACCUUAAAAACAAGUACGAUUUCGUCGGAUCGGAUAUGAACAUAUCGAGAAGUUCGAGCCGAAACGAUUACAACGUGUCCGAUUUGAGUAUCUCGAGCGUUAAGAUGCCAAAAAUGGAGUUUUCUGUUGCCGAUUUGAGCGUGUCCAGUGUUCGUGCGCCGAAAAGUGAUUACAGCAACUUAGAUCUAAGCAGAAGUUUAAGGGAACCGUCUCCGAAAAUGGGUAAAGCUGAAUAUCCCACUCUGGAUCUGAGUUUGUCUUCUAGCAAAAGUAUAAUCGAUAAUUUCGAACACAUUCCUAGCGAUCUGAGCGUGACCAAAUCGGAUGAAUUUUCGUCGUUAAGUUCGUUAAUCGAAAACACUACUGGUUCUGGUGUUGAUAAGGAUCGUAUUAUGCCUGAGUAAACUUAUGCAUAGUAUUUUGAAUAUGUGUGUUAUCACUUAUUUAAGGCUGGUUUUACAAUUGCACCUGUUUGCAGAAAAAUGCAAUUGUAUUAAUAAUUUCCAUGGUUAACAUUGUUUUUACGAAUGGGAAGAAUGUCUAACUGGAAAUUGGUGUUGGUGACACAAAAACCUUAGUGCCAGGUUAUUGACGAUAAACAGACAAAAAUCAAAAAUAGGGUGAGAAGGCUGAAAACUCGGACUGGGAAAUUUUAUUGCAGUUUCGAAUAGUGUUUAAAUUUACCUAAAUUCAAAUGAUUUGGAUCAUUUGAAUUUCCAAAAUAUCACUGCAUGUUUUACAUUUGAAUUUCAGGACAUAGAUCAGAUACUGAACAUGUUAACUACGCAGUGAGGUUGUGAUGUCACAAGUCGAGCAUUCCUAACACAUUAAGAGAAGUAAUGAGGAGAUCGAUUAUUAAAUAGUAAUUUAUUUAUUCUGUCUCAGCGCUACUAAAGCCCUAUUUAUGGAAGCGGGGGUGAGUAUGAAAUUGUCGCAGGUCAGAACUUGGAGAACCCAUAUUUCUGGUGCCACUUACAAUCUCCUAAUUGAAAUAAUCAUGAAUGAUCUAAGCUGAUCUUUCCCUCAAAAAUCUCCCUUCAAAACUAGUCAAUUUUAUCGGUUUUUAUCAGAUAACCCGCCUUUUUCGCGAUGUGGAGCUCCUCUUUUUUAUUAAGGCAUUGGCCAUAUCCUUUCUGACCACAGUGUAAAAUAAGAUGUGUAUGAAAUGAUGGUUAAAUUGUGAAGCAAGAUCGUGAUCGAUAUCAAUGUCUCCCUCACUUUGAAUUGUGGCGACUUAUGAGCUCCUGAUCGCGCGCAUUAAUUUCGGAAUGGAAUCUAGGGCAAAGAGAAAUAAAUCGGACAAUAAAUACAGAGGACUAAAUUUCUCACGAAAAACUCCCCAACAACAUGCCUACGCUUUAAAACAUUUUUGCAUGAUCUUCUUAUUGUUUGCGCAAAAAAUUGUUUACUCUUAUCUCAUUUUUACAGCAUUUACUAAUAACGUAUCUACAGUCGGCACAGAGCUAACUUAUUAUUCAUAAACGGUGGAAGAGUUUUUGUGGGAAAUUUAUAGUCCUCUAUGUUGUGUUAUUGUGCUUUGUCCUGAUUUGACCUGCGGUCUGAAAUACAUGCGCGCGAUUAUGUUUUUUGUAAGAAAACUCCACUAGUAGAAGUGUAAUAGACUGAGCUGACCUUUCUAGUCUCAUAAAAUGGAUUCACGUUGUGCUUAUACUAAAGAUAAGACAUUUAUCUCUUCACAUUUUACUCCACUCCACCCAAUAGUGUUUUACACACCAAUUAUAUUUUUGAUAUUUGUCUAUUUAUCUUUACAUUCUGACACUCGUGCUGAUCACAUUUUUGUGUUAGGUACCAACAUCCGAAAUAUAAGUAAGUGUUAAUUUUAUAACCAACCCUUAGAUGUGUAAGCGUUUGGAAGGUAAUGACAAAUAAAUGUAUUCUGAACUGUGA